CUCACUUCCUACUAGCACUUGCAGUCAACAACAACUUCACGGUAGCGCAAUAUAUCUGUGAAUAGUACUAUAAGAAAAAAACUGCUGCAAAAUGAGGAUCACAGAUCGCCCAGUGCUAAUCGGCGCUCUAAUCGGAAUUCUAGUAUUGCUGUUUUACUUUUCGAAGGAAAUGACAUUGAUGGAAAAAUCCAUCGGCUUACUCACCACAUACAAAGACUCCAUUCAAGAGGCCAAUGUACCAACUGCGGCCAGCGAACUGCGUUUGCCGGAGGAGUUCCCUCACCUCUCAGCAGAGGACCCGGUUCUUCGUGAGUAUGUGAAAAGGCGACUCAUACAGCCGCCUGCAGUAGGAGAUUACAAACUCUUGAAGCCCGACAGAACUCACUUCUCGCAGUUCACCCAAAGCCAGAUCGCCAAUAAUCUUUUAAAAGGAUUGGAUAAGGGCUUCUUCUUGGAAGCUGGAGCACUGGACGGAGAAGACAAGAGCAACACCUUGUUUUUCGAGAGGGAGCGGUCCUGGACGGGCCUCCUCGUGGAGCCGGACCCUUCCCAGUUCAAAGUGCUUAUCUCGAAGAAGCGUAAAGCGUACUCAAUCAACGCAGCCUUCUCCCUCUCCAAUUCAUCGGAUGUGGUCAAAUUCAUGCCAAUUCGAGCACUUGGGCGCCUGGUACCGGGCAGCAAGCAGGGGAUACUCGUGAAGACAGUUCCCAUCGCCACCAUACUGCAGGCGCUGGAGGUCACUCAGAUCGACUUCUUUUCCCUGGACAUCGAGGGAGCCGAGAUGCAGGUUCUGGCGACCUUUCCUUGGAAUGAAGUCAAGGUUCGACUCAUGUGCAUCGAGGUUAACCACGUCGGGUUUGAACCUGUGGAUUCCUUCAUGAAGAAACAGGGAUAUAUGUACGUCGGCAAGCGAUAUAUCGACGCGUGGUAUGGGUGGAAGGACCUGCUUAAAGAGACAGUCAAUUUAGAUGAAUAUCCGAAGGAGGUACUUCUUCCGUAGGGUUUCUAUCUCUUUCGGUCUCGUGGUGUAAGAAGGUUUCGAUAGAUAUUGAUUUAGAGUGUGGUGUAGGAUAGGCUUUUGACAAUCGUGUGCAUCUGCUACCAGUUCUCUAUCUUUCAUUUCGCGGUUACCAGCCAACUUCCUUUUGUUUAAAGUUAAAAUUUGACUCAUAUAACGUAUUCCUCGACGAUUUAUUCUAUUUUCUAGUCUGCAUACUCCGAAUUAGAAUUUGUCUAAAUUGAAAUUUUCCUUACUUUGGCAUUGUUUGGGCAAGGUAACUCACAGGAUCUGAGAACCCGAGGUUGAUAAUUUUUUUUACCACUGUUGAGUGUUUUAUCUUUUUUUUUUUUUUUUUUUUUUUUUUUAAAGGAAAGGUUAGGAUAGUUAGUUUUUUUUUUUUAUAACUAGAAUGUGAUACUGUGUGGGAUUUUGGUUUUUGCUUUUUGUGUUCACGUAUUACUAUUAGAUCAAUACAAUACUAAAUGUUUAAGUGAAGGUAAAAUAAGUGUUAUUAAGUGAAAGUAAGAUAAGUGUUCUUUAUCAGACUAGUCAAGUGAAUCAUGAUUAUUUGAGAUGUAAGUCUUUUUUUUUGCAAUUUCAGUUAAGUUGCAUCGGUAGUAUAUCGCAUUGUUAUUGUUAUUAUGACUUUUAAAUAAAACAUUCAAUUACUUACUAGAUCUCAGG
This is a messenger RNA of Penaeus monodon (black tiger shrimp), 1684 nucleotides long. RefSeq lists its product as uncharacterized. The record is from RefSeq and is a predicted model, not a curated record. Lineage: Eukaryota; Metazoa; Arthropoda; Malacostraca; Decapoda; Penaeidae. The transcript has 6 exons. Bases 92 to 1000 code for a protein of 302 amino acids.